CUGCCCGCGCCGCGCGCAGCCAAUCGCCAGCGGCCCCUCGCGCGAGGCCGGCGGCGCGCCAUGAACCUGGGAGAUGGACUGAAGCUUGAAACUGAAGUGCUGGAUGGAAAGCCUAGGCUAAUUUUAGCUGCUUCUGGAGGAAGUUGUUAUUAAAUACUUCUCUCAUAUGUUUGCAUUUGUUUCCCAAAAGAUAAAUCAAAGCCUACGGUGAAGAUGGGUAAUAAAGCCAGAGCACCUAAACAGGCACUGAGAAUAAGGCAUACUGGGCAUAUUCUGAGGUCAACACAAAAUGCUUGUAUCAAGCAGGAAAACUUAACAAAACCAAGGAGCGAAUCAAGCCUAUCAAUGACAAAAGGUGAAAAACUGCAAGUUAUGAAAUACUCCUCACGUGAAGCCACAACUAAAGAUCAGGCUUUGAUUUUCCGAAGAGACGGCACAAACAGAUCUCCUGGUUCAGAGUAUCCUAAUGUUAAAAAAAGUAAACAGAAAACUCAAAAUCCACCUGUAUCAGCUGAAGACCCAAGAAGUUCGGCAUGUUUAACACAAGAACAGCUUCAAGAGAUUUUGAUGACUGUAAAAGGAGGAACUAGAUGCUUCUCUGAGACUCAUAAUGAAAAGGAAGAUGAAAUGACUACCAAUGAGGCAUCAGAGAAAGAUGUUAUACCAUUGCUCCAAAAACCUUGCGAAGUUUCAUCUGUUCCAGAUGAAGCCAACUCUGAUUCACGCAGGAACCAAGAAGCGUAUCCUCAGACAGGACAGAAAGUUAUAAAUGACUCAUGGAAACCUGCUGACAUGUUUAGUACCUUGGGUGAAAGAGAAGGAGAAAAGGCCCUAUUAGAAUUUCGGAAGAUCCAAUGGAAGAAGGAAUUAGAUGAACAGGUAGCACUGAAGAAGAAACUGAAAGAAACUUUGGAGGGAGAAGUGGGUUAUUUCUGGGCAAAACCUGGCAAUAAUAAAGCCCAUAAAAAGAAAGUGGAAACAGCUGACCCAGAUGAGACAAUGUUUCCAGCUGACUCAAAUAUAAGGACUGAGGAAAACCACAUCUGUACACCUGUCUUAACCACAGAAGCUAAUGAAGUUCCACUGAAUGUUUCAAGUGCUCCAGCUGGGCAAUCUUCCAAUUUCAGUUCUUCUGACUUAUCAGCUGUCAAUUGCACAGCAUUUUUUAUAGGGGAAGCUGUGCCAGAGGAACAACGUCUUAGUGCUUUGAAGCAUGAGCAACAGAAGAAGUGGCUUGAAGAGCUGGACAAACAGAAGGAAGAAGCUAAGCUACGAAAAAUAGAAGAAAAACUUGCUUUAUCAAAGGCUGAAGAGCAUGACAGAUGGGCAAUGCAUUUUGAUUCUUUAAAGAACCACCUUAAUGUUAAUGCACAGCACCCCUUAAAUGGAAUGUUCAAAAAGCAGCCUGAAAGUCUUUGCCGGUCACCUGACCCUAAGGAGCUGACUGCUUUUAUUCACCCUUUUUCACCUGCAGCUUUAGGCAACCUCAUGCCCUCACAGGUGGGAAAUGCAGAAAAAGCUGCUAAAAACAGUGCUUUGGAACACAGUCAGAAAGUCAGCUUCCUCCGUUCCAUGACAGCUCUCCUGGACCCUGCACAGAUUGAAGAGAGAGACAGGCAACGGCAGAAACAGUUAGAACAUCAGAAAGCAAUAAUGGCUCAGGUAGAAGAAAAACAGAAGAAGAAACAACUGGAGGAAGAGCAGAGAAAGUGGGAAGAACAAGAGGAAGAACAGCGCUUAGCACGAGAAAAAGAACAAAUGCAGAAACAGUUUGAAGAAGAUAUGCUGAAACAAAAACAAAAGGCGGAACUUGCAACUCUCAAAACAAAUGAGCUUUAUCAGUCAAUGCAGAAAGCUCAAGAAUUAGCACUGAGACUAAAACAAGAACAGCGCAUUCGAGACUUGGCUCAGAAAGGACAUGACGUUUCAAAACUUCAGAAGAACCUUGGUUGUGGUAAUACAGAGUUUGAAGAUUGUAGUACUCACAUUGCACAUCAAAGUCAUAUUUUUUCUGAUGACAUCAAGAGCCACAUUGAUCAGCAGGCUUCUCCUCGGAAGGACACUGCUGUGCAGACAGAUGACUUUAAUACUUCAGCAUUCGCUGAGUCAGCUGAGGAAAGAACUGUGUGUUGUGGGUCACCUGAUAUUUCCAUAGAAUACAAAGAAACUUCUAACAGCAAAAAAUGCCAGAAGGAAAUGCAGUACACAGAUAAAAAUACAAUUUCAGGAAAAGAGACUGGUGGCUUUUACAGCGAGCUAUACGAACACUAUGCCAGAAAGGAAAGACAAAUUAAACCUUCGGAAAACUACAGAAAAAGACCUGACUGGAACAUAAACAAGCCUGGGAAAAGAUACGUUCCAGCAUCAGAAAGAUACCCCAAACAGCUUCAAAAACAAAGAGAAGAAAACAAAGUAAGACGACAAAUGGAGCUGCUUCAGCUAGUAGAAAGAAAUACCCCUGGGAAUCUCUGCUGGAAAAAGGGCGGCUAUUCAGACAGGUCUCCUUCACCUCACAAAGAAACAAAUGUCAAGAAUAAGGGACAUAGAGUCAGAAAGGAAGAACAAUUAUGUAAGAAUCAUUUCAACCAAGAAAGAUCUGCAUCCCCCCCUGUGCCAGCAGUUAAGAACAGAUUACACCAAGUGCAACAAAACCAGAUACAUGCUUCUAAUUUCCUGAUGCAUAACAACAGUAGCAGAAGGGAAAAAACCUUCAAGACAGAUAUGCAGCAGACGAGCUCCCCUCCUUCCAUUACAGAGGCUGCAAGACCUCCCUCUUCACAAUUUAUUCCUUAUGUUCGAACAAAUGAAGUCUAUUAUCUCGAUCCAGAUGCCCCAGUGACAAGACCUUCAACUCACGACCCGCAGUAUCGACAGUUUAAUGAUUCUUACCAAACGCCAGGACAGAUUUUCAGCUCCAAUCACGUUGGAGAGCCUCUUCUAAAUCCUGAUGUAGUUAAGAACAGGGAGAGACAACAAGCAAUUCUCAAGGGAUUGUCAGAAUUACGGCAGGGCCUCCGGCAGAAGCAGAAGGAGUUGGAAGCUUCUGUGAUUCCCGCUGUAGCUCAAGAAGAGAACUUUACUUCACCUUUUUGACAUCCAUGCGAAUGUUCUGAAUUUGGAAAAUGCAAAUGCACAGCACUUCGUUUGCUACUGUAAUGACGAGCCACCUCUACCUUUUUAAUGAAAGAUUUAAAUUAUGUGAAUUUUGAUAGGUUACAGGGUUAUGUUUCUUUUUCUAGUAAAGCUACAUUAAACUAAUGCUGGUGCGUGUUUAGAAUGGCUUUCCUGCUACCUGACAGAAACAGCACAGAACGAUGCACUCAGUCCUCUCCCUUGUAAGUCAAGUCACACAACGGGUGACGCUGCACUCAGUGCUGUAGGUGCUCGAGUGGUUCUUCUCUCACACACACACACACACACCCCGCAGCUUCUCAGAAAAGGGGGUUCUCUUUUUGAAACACAAUUAUUUAUUUGCCGUGGUCUGAGGGAGGGUCCCAACGCUACCCUGGGCGAGCACUGGGUUCUCUAUUUAAAGCAACUGUUAAACAGGAGAGAUUCAAUUUUAGGGAACAGUCUACAGAGUGGGUGGGUUUUGUUUUUUAAAAGCUACUCUUGUUAGCCAAUAAUAUUUCUCCCAACUAAUUCAUGAGCCCGGAGUCAUCCAGUUUCACAGUGUCAUCUGGUACUAAACCGCACACCCUGCAUAAAAGGCCACACUACAAACGGGGAGAAAACAAACCCAAGUGUGUGACUUUGGACGACCUGAAGAGCCAAGCAG
Cuculus canorus (common cuckoo) is the source of this 3778-nucleotide messenger RNA. RefSeq names its product coiled-coil domain containing 66 (gene CCDC66). Gene Ontology annotation, cellular component: cilium; microtubule. The record is from RefSeq and is a predicted model, not a curated record. Gene Ontology annotation, molecular function: microtubule binding. Gene Ontology annotation, biological process: cilium assembly. The coding region runs from base 214 to 3093 and encodes 959 amino acids. The transcript has 19 exons. Lineage: Eukaryota; Metazoa; Chordata; Aves; Cuculiformes; Cuculidae.